Caenorhabditis briggsae is the source of this 2670-nucleotide messenger RNA. Gene Ontology annotation, cellular component: RNA polymerase I core factor complex; RNA polymerase transcription factor SL1 complex. Gene Ontology annotation, molecular function: RNA polymerase I core promoter sequence-specific DNA binding. Lineage: Eukaryota; Metazoa; Nematoda; Chromadorea; Rhabditida; Rhabditidae. The transcript has 11 exons. The coding region runs from base 1 to 2670 and encodes 889 amino acids. The record is from RefSeq and is a predicted model, not a curated record. Gene Ontology annotation, biological process: RNA polymerase I preinitiation complex assembly; nucleolar large rRNA transcription by RNA polymerase I.
AUGGCUCCGGAAACGAACGAAAAGUGUAAAGCAUGCGGAGGCUUCAACUUCUCAAUGAUCGACGGUUUCAAGUACUGCGAUCGGUGUGGAACGCUUCUGGAGAACUUCGAAGAGCUCGAAGCAGAAGAAGGUGGAAUUCAGCAGACUCGCGGUGCCGGAAAAAUUAAAAUUAAAAAAAAAGGAGGCGACGAUGGGGAGAAGAAAACGACGAAUUUGGUUUCAACGAAUGAGUCGAACGUUCAAAUUAUGCGAAAAGCACUGGAAAAACGCAGCGAUUUUUUCAGCCGACAAGCUUUGAAAAACGAUGAACUAGCCUUCCCCCAUGAAUCCACACCAGACUAUCUGUAUCGUCUAGGUCUUCGACUGGCUGCGUUCACUCAGGUUCUCGCAAAAGUCGGUCAUGUUCUAGUCAAAGAGCUCAAUUUCGAGCCACGCGUUCUUCCGACGAUUCUGGCCACUUUUCAACGAUACCUCGCACACUGCCACGUGGCAUUCUGUCACUCGGAGCAGUGUGGAAGCGAUGAGCAAUUGAGAUUCGUAGCGAUGAUGGAGAAUUUAGAAUUCGAACAACAGGAGCGCGAAGAAAAACGCCGAAAGAAGUUGGCGCGACGUGGCAAAGGUGUGAAGGCGUUGAGCAAAUCGGCGGCGGCAUGGACACUUCUAACACAGGGAAAUAUCACGGAAAAUCUGGAUUUGGAUUCAGAAGAGGACGAAGAAGAAGAAGAAAAUCCAAAUUUGAACAAAUCCAUGGAAAAUUUGGAAUUCGAAGAUACGCAAAACGACGAAACUGUAGCUGUUAAUGAUACUACAGUUGGAUUCGUUCGAAAAAUCACAACUGCACUAUCUACAGAAGCCCUCCGACGCGCUAGACAAAUGAUUCUGAAUCUGGAAAUCCUCGUGGCAAUUAUACACUCUGCUUUAAUGUCAUGCGGAUACCGAAACGUUCUGGCCUCAGACGUCGUUCGGUGGAUUCGUGAGGAUCGAUUUAGAAUCUCUCUCCGUUCGAUUCGUCUGAUGAGACAUAGUGCGAAGGAACAGGAGACGAAGGAGGCGAUGACAAAAGUCGACUACGCAGAGCCAUAUUUACGUUUUCCACUGUAUGAAAUCACCAGAACGUCUACAUUAUUUCAUCAGUCACUGAAUUUAAAUGAGAAAUUGGUUUCGUUGAAUUUUGAAACUUUGGCCGCUCGUCUCUGCGAUAACCUGAAUCUACCAGUUGAAUUCCUCUCUCGUGUGCUUCUUCUGGAAUCUAUGAUCCCCUGUGACGUCAAUCCAUCGCUUCGGAAACAAGCUGACGUCAGUAUGGGUCACAAUUGUGAGCAGUUGGCAGCGAUUCAGCCGAAAUUGUACAAUUCGGGCUUUUUGUCAUGCUUCGGAAGGAAAGAGCGGACGUGGAGAGAGGCGGAUAAUUGUGAUGAGUCAGUCAAACUCGCUCUAUUGAGAAUACAGUGCAUUUGCAGAGUUCUUCUCUCUCCUGACACCAAACUCAUGGCCUAUAUACUUCUAGUGUUUCGGCUCACUUUUGACAUAGAUAAUGCCACGUGCUCUCCGGAUUCAAAAGAUGCUCUGAAAUUCGACAUUGACACGUGGAUUCAUCAACUGGAAAUGCGGCUGAAAUGUUGGCAAGAGCAUGAUAUGAGCAUGGUUUUGAGGAGCUCUUGUCCAGUUCCAGACAUUCAAAUUAGCACUCCAUUCGGCCCUAACUAUUCCUACUACGACAAGAAGGGAAAUCCAUGGGUGCAUAGACUUCGUCGACAAGUUGGAUUCGCCAAAUGUAUUCCUUCUGAAAUGUCGUUCAAUUCCACGUCAUCACUUCCUACUGUAUUUGAUAUUCGGCAGAAUCGAUUUAAAACCGAACGACGACAAUUAGAAGCCGUCAUGUCGCCACUGAAAUUUCAACGAGUGAUUUUGAGGAAAGAGAUGGAAAGAGACCCAGAGAAAUAUAGAAAUAUUGUGGACCCAGAUUCUGAGAAAACGUUUUUCAAAGAUUUUACGGUAAGAAAAGUUUUAGAAAAUACCCAAAAAAUCGCGGAAACCUCCAAUUCGUUCGAUGAGUAUUUCCCCUGUGCAAGUCGGUAUACGAUCUACAAGCGACCAGAUUGGAUUCAGAAUUGCACUGCUAGGAGCAAACAGUUAUCACCGAAAAUCGGUCCGUACCGCUUCUACAUCAGCAAUCAAGCGUGCGACGAUCUUCUGGGUGUUGCCACGUCAUCAUUCUCUCCACGCUUCAAAUUCCUCCUCGAUUCCCUGGCUCUCAUCAUUGGUGAAGACCCAAAAGCCUUGUACACCGCCUUCGUAAUGCUUGAGAUGCAUCUAACGUCUUCUGACACCCUGGAAACGAUUCGAGAAUCAUUGCUCAGAUCAAAACCGAUUACUGUAAAGUGCCAAAAGUUUCGGAAAACCAUGUGGCAUGUCGAGUGUCUCCGAAGAGUGGUGACUGAGCAUCCAGUCGGGAAAAUUGAGGAUUUGAAAUAUUUUAUUGUUGCUAGCACGAGAGAAUCACAAGAAGAGCUCGCCGAGUCAUCUGAAGCCUAUCUAAUGCACUUUAGGAAUCACGAAAUUCGCGAAGAUUUGACAUCGUUGGAAGCCGAAAAAGUCCAGAAUCGUGUCCUGAAACUUGCCUACGAUUUUGAGACGUUUUUCGGGAUUUUGGCAGUGAAGAUGUGGUGA